AUGACACCACAGGUCUACCCAUCGACACCCCAUGACUAUCCAAAAACAUCGAAGGACACCCUGAUGACACCACGUACCUACCUAAAGACUUAUCAGAACUACCAAAGAACACCCGAUGACUACACACGGACAUCCCAGAUCUACGCAAGGAGACUCCACUACUGCCAGAGGGAAUCCAAGGACUACCAUAUGAACCACCAAAGGACACACGACACACCAGAACUACCAAAGGACACACCAGAACCACCAAAGGACACACUAGAACCACCAAAGGACACACUAGAACCACCAAAGGACACACAAGAACCACCAAAGGACACACUAGAACUACCAAAGGACACACUAGAACUACACAAGGACAAAAUAGAACCAAACCACCAAAGGACACACGACACACUAGAACUACCAAAGGACACACUAGAACCACCAAAGGACACACUAGAACCACCAAAGGACACACAAGAACCACCAAAGGACACACUAGAACCACCAAAUGACACACUAGAACUACCAAAGGACACUCUAGAAUCACCAAAGGACACACUAGAACUACCAAAGGACACACUAGAACCACCAAAGGACACACUAGAACUACCAAAGGACACUCUAGAACCACCAAAGGACACACUAGAACCACCAAAGGACACACUAGAACCACAAAAGGACACUCUAGAACCACCAAAGGACACUCUAGAACUACCAAAGGACACAAUACAACUAUCAAAGGGCACUCUAGAACCACCAAAGGACACUCUAGAACCACCUAAGGACACACUAGAACCACCAAAGGACACACUAGAACUACCAAAGGACACUCUAGAAUCACCAAAGGACACACUAGAAUCACCAAAGGACACACUAGAACCACCAAAGGACACACUAGAACUACCAAAGGACACACUAAAAUCACCAAAGAACACACUAGAACUACCAAAGGACACACUAGAACAAGCAAGUACUAUACAAGGACACUCAUGUGCUCCGUAUACAUACUGA
This is a messenger RNA of Mya arenaria, 996 nucleotides long. Its product is annotated as thioredoxin domain-containing protein 2-like. The transcript is spliced from 3 exons. Bases 1 to 996 code for a protein of 331 amino acids. The record is from RefSeq and is a predicted model, not a curated record. NCBI's taxonomy places the organism in Eukaryota, Metazoa, Mollusca, Bivalvia, Myida, Myidae.